Molecule: messenger RNA, 3095 nt
Organism: Temnothorax curvispinosus
Lineage: Eukaryota; Metazoa; Arthropoda; Insecta; Hymenoptera; Formicidae
Exons: 7
Coding region: 204-1337 (377 amino acids)
Source: RefSeq, a predicted model, not a curated record
GUUGAAUGUUGAUCAUCUUCGACGUGACACGUCAGAAGACUUUGUUGACUACGUUGUAAAGAACUCAGUUUUAAAUCAAGGGCAAGAGAAUUGUCAAUACGGCAUUGUCUGCUACGGUGAAUAAUAAAUAUCACGAGGUCGUUACAAAGGCGCUCGAGCGAGCAGUCAUUCGAUAUUAGUUCGCUUGAAUACAUCAUCUAGAAAUGUCGGAAGAAACCAAAAAGGAGCCGAAUCGAAAUAUGGCCAUGGCAGAAUUUGCUGAAGAAUUUACCCGAUUAAUCAUUCGUUAUACGAGAAUUUCAGUGAACGACGAUCUAUCGAAAAAUGCUCCCUUGCGUUUAAUUAGUGAAGAUCUAGUGUACACCAUGCAUCAUGUGCUUCAUGCACUCAAUAUAAAGGGCUUCUAUAGUGAGGCUGAGAAGAUUGAGAGUAUUAAAAGAGAAAUGUAUUUAUUAAAAACAUCCAAUGGCGCAAAUGCUGCUGAUAUUCCAGAAACAUCGGUCGUUACACAUAACAAACACGAACCAGAUAUUGAGAAAACAUCUCAAGAUGCUUUUACGGAUGAUGAGGCUUCUGUUUUUUCUGAUAUCUCAAAAGCUAGUAAAGAGGAACAAGAGAAUUCUGUCAGUACAUUGCAAAACGGUAAAAAGUUUAUUUCACAGUCGAAUCCUGUGAUCUGCAUUAGCAACAUUAGCAGAUCUGAUACUUUUGUUCGCGAAGAAAGCCAACAAGUCAACGCCGAAGACCAGGAAGAUGUUUUCGAAGAUGUUGCAAAUGGUGUUGAAAUGGAUGAUUUAUCAAGUGAUAAUUUUCAAACAUUAGUGAGCGAAUUACAACAGUCCACUAGGGACAUCAUGGUGAAGCUGAGAAAUUUAGAACGAUUGCCGCAAUUGAUAAGAUCAAAAAAAGUUACAGCAAAACUUCAUCAACCACCUGUGCCUAGUGGUCAUUCUAGUCCCCAUCGUACUUCAACUAUGAACAAAACAAAGGUGCUACCUAACAUUUGCAGGUCAAGUUCUGCCUUUCCUAAAAUGCCAACAUCUCCUAAGUUGCUUACAACAGAAAGUGGAAAUAUUUUUGCGAGACGUAAAAGUACUGGCGGAAUCGGGACUAAAGCAUCUAUUGGAAAAUCUAACAAAUCCAAAUUGGAUUAUUCGAUUACCCAAAAUGGGUCAUCAAAUCUAACAUUAUUAGCACAUAACAAGGUAUCACCAGGUUCAUCUGUUGAAUUUCAACCUAAGGUUACAAAAAAUCCGAAAUACGCCCAUGUUCAAAGCACUAUACCAAAAGCAAUCAGUCAGAAGAAAAAGAUGCAUGAUGAUAAGACAUCAAAAUAAAGUUAACUUCUGAUAUGAAUUUUUGUUUACUUUGCUAUUGCUAAAUAUCGAACACUUUAUAUAUUCUAAACGUAGCGGCUGUGUGAAAAGAGAGUGCAACGGAAAUUGUUAAACUGAUCUCCGUCAAAUUUGAUUUAAAACGUCGUCGCAAGAACAAAUUUCUACGCAAGAACAAAUUUCUACGAUGUAAUUUUCGAAUGUGAGACUUUCUCUCGUCAUAAUUUUUAUCUCGUACAAAAAAAUCCAAAAAUAUAAUUAUUUUAUAUUCGUACAUCAACAAAGAAUUAUUGAAAUGUUCUUAAAUAUUUUAAAUUACCAUUUUUGCCGAUUUGAACGAAGUUCUUUUGAAAAAUCAAUUAAAAAGCUUUUAAUUAAAAUACAAAAUUAAUUUAAUUCAAUACUUCGUUUCUUUCAUCUCGGAAGGGUUAAUACGGAAUUCUCCCUUCGCUCACUGCGUGAGACAGAGAUAGCAAAAUAACUAUUAGUAUUCCGGUCUUUAAUUAUAAAAAUCGUGUAGGCGGUGCUUUGGCACCGUGAGCCUUCAUCAAUCAUCCGUCAAUCCACGUCCACGAAAACGAUUCUUCUAGAUUACACGAUCUUUGCCCUUGAAAGGCAGACCUUCGUUACUAGGAAGCAGGUAAUCUUGAAGCUCGUAAUUAGUGCUCACCUGGUGAAGACUAUAUCUCAUAGCUUUCGUGGCACUCGUUCGUUACGUUAACGUAUAGAAACUGCGUAAUUCUAUAUAUUAUUUUAUUUUAAUGAAUUCAUUUCCAUCAGAAAUCCAUUCCUCCGUCAUCCGUCUCACAACGCGGUCUCACCGCGGAUGCGGUAGCAAACUGCAUCUGUCCUUAAGUGCACUCUCGGCGAAACACUCUUCAGCUUAAAAAGUGUUUCACUUGUUGACGUGUCAGCCGAGCCACUCACCCGGCGGACUCCGAGGAGCAGUCCCAUCAACGACAGCGAUUAGCCCCCACGAUUCACCUUAAUGGCUGCCCGAUCGUCCGUUCGCUUCCAUCCGUUUCUCUUUUCGACGUUAUUAAGUAGGCGCGAAAAUGCAAAGUGAAACGGGACAGGAGGGGGACAUCGUCGAUCCUCCGCGCCUCGUCUCCGUCACGAUAUAAUCGUGAGUCGCACGACCGUAUAUUUUAUUUUUCCAUUUUUAUGACGCCGUUCCUCGAAGUUUUAUCACGGCAUAUUAAUGGAGGAGGAGUACACCCAACGAAAAUUAUAUUUACAAGCGUUCGUUAGAGCUUUCGUACGGUAACAAACGGAUAAUUAUGUGUCACCGGUCGAUAAAUUUAUUCGAUAAAUAAAUGAGCGAUAUAAACUCGUGUUUUAUAUUUAAUUGUAAAAUUAUAGGAUACGUCAAUGUGUGUGUUUCCAAUUGCAACGAUAGCAAUUAGCUUUCAUGAGCGCCUCUGUACGAGCGACUAGUUUCUAUAUAUACUUAAAACAUUGAAAAUGUAUAGCCCCAAACUAUAUAUAUAAAAAAAUGCAUUUUAAAAUAGAACGAACAAAAAGAAAUUGAUAAAUGAGAAUUCAUCAAUAAUACAUACGUCGCCGGUACCAUCUUUAUUAUCGUGAUUCGAGGGCUGAUAUGGCCAUGACCGUGGGCACAGCUGCCACUUUGCCGAGAAACGAAUUUGUAGCUGUGCGCGCUCCAUCUUUUUGUCUCAUCGAAUCACUUCCUGGCUCCCCCCUUCCCCUUUCUCGUUCUUUCGUUCUGCUGUAGCCCGAACGAGCCCAUUUUUGGCUCGU